Molecule: messenger RNA, 6356 nt
Organism: Alosa sapidissima (American shad)
Lineage: Eukaryota; Metazoa; Chordata; Actinopteri; Clupeiformes; Clupeidae
Gene: pcdh2g28
Product: protocadherin 2 gamma 28
Exons: 4
Coding region: 661-3657 (998 amino acids)
Biological process (GO): homophilic cell-cell adhesion
Cellular component (GO): plasma membrane
Molecular function (GO): calcium ion binding
Source: RefSeq, a predicted model, not a curated record
UUGUAUUCUUCUGAUGCCGUUUUGGCAGUCAUAUUACAAUAAGUGGAUAUAAAUUGUGAAAUAUGGAUAUGUUUUAUGGGAGGUGCAUUGCAGGUGCAUUUUAUGAUCCACUGACCCAAGUUCUAUUGUGGAGUGACAUUUUUAUAAGAUGCUGUAUUACCACUUUCAGUUUAACUGCAAAAGGCCAGUGGAGUUUUCAGCACCACUGACGCGGACAGCGAAACGCGCUGUGUCUCAUGGCAAAUUCAGUGAUAUUACAUUCAAAUUCCGCUGCUAUAGGCCAACUUUAACUGCAUACAUAUUCCUUAAGACUGAGUUAUUUACUUUGGUGGUUGUGUUUGAUUAGGUUAUAUUGCAUUGCGUUGACUAGCGGUCUGACAUUCAUGGUUUGGACUCUAAGUGCCGCUGUUGAACAAGGAAAGUUGAUUCGUCAUGUUUUGUCUGUCAGCUUAUGUGUUGCUCCUCCUUGACUCUCGAAUAGAAUGAGACCAUUUUGCUUCAUAAAAGGUGGGGCCAGCUACAGAUGGACAUGUUUUGUAUCUUCUGCUGUCGAAACUGAAUGGACACAUUGCGCACUAAGUAAAUCUUAAUUUCUUACGGAUAUUCUACAAACGUUGCGGAUUUAAGGAGCGGUUGUAUUUCGUUGGAUAUUGGAGUAUAAUGUUUGGAAAGGGUUCAAUACAGUGUACGAGUGUCGGGACUUCAGGAUGGCCACUACAUUGGCAAGUACUGUUUGGUAUUUUGUUCUUAUCUCAUGUUACAAAUGGACAGAUCCGAUAUUCUAUUCCGGAGGAGAUGAAGAAAGGGUCGCUAAUCGGUAAUGUGGCACAAGACCUUGGGCUCGAUUUGAGAAGACUUCGGGAAGGUCGAGCUCGUAUCGUCAGUGGGGAAAGCAUUCAGUACACAGAGCUGAAAACAGACAAAGGAAUACUCGUUGUAAAUGAAAGAAUAGACCGGGAGCAGUUGUGCGGCGACAUUACGCCAUGCAGCAUCAGCUUCGAAAUCAUUCUAGAGAAUCCGAUGGAACUACAUCGUGUUAUUAUCGAAAUCCUCGACGUUAAUGACCAUUCCCCUACCUUCCAGAACGCAAAUUUAAAAUUCGAGAUCAGUGAGUCGGCCACUCUUGGUUCGCGGUUUGUAUUGGAAAGUGCAGACGAUCCAGACGUGGGCGUGAAUGCAUUACAGAAAUACAUCUUAACAGAAAACAAUCAUUUUGUCAUAAAAGAACAUGCGAACCCAGAUGGCAGUAAAUAUGCCGAGAUGGUUCUUCAAAAUGCCUUAGAUCGAGAAAAGCAUCCUCAUCUGUCUCUAAAGCUGAUUGCUGUGGAUGGGGGAAACCCGCAGAGGUCUGGGACGGUCAGUAUAGACAUUACUGUGUUGGAUGUGAAUGAUAAUGCGCCUGUAUUUAACCAAACCAUAUACAGGGGCUUUGUAAUGGAAAACUCACCAAAAGGGACCUACGUUACAACCGUUAAUGCAUCAGACGCUGAUAGUGGGUUGAAUGGUCAAAUAACAUAUUAUUUUUCAAAGGUUAGAGGAAAUGUUGCGGACAUUUUCCGUAUUGACGAGAAUACAGGAGCUGUGUCUGUUUUUGGCCAGAUAGAUUAUGAGAAGGACAAGCGAUAUGAAAUACGAGUAGAGGCGAAAGAUCAAGGCGGACUCACCGAUUCUAGCAAAGUUGUCAUUGAGGUAAUUGAUGUUAAUGACAAUCAGCCGAUAAUCAAUGUCAUGUCUUUUUCGAACAGCUUGUCUGAAGAUGCGCCACCAGGUACCACUAUUGCGAUAUUGAAUGUCAAAGAUUUAGACUCUGAGAAAAAUGGCCUCAUUACGUGUUCCAUAAAUAAUAAAAUGCCAUUUAAAAUUGAGUCAUCCCUGUCGAAUUAUUAUAAUUUGAUAACUGAUGCGCACUUUGAUCGAGAGACUGUACAAGAAUACAACAUAACCGUAACUGCAACCGACUCUGGUGCUCCGCCACUGUCAUGCUCUACAAAUCUACUUCUUAAAGUGUCAGACAUUAAUGAUAACGCACCUGUUUUCGAAAGAAGCCGUUAUACGGCUUAUGUAACCGAGAAUAACUCACCUGGUGUGUCUAUAUUUAAUGUAUUCGCAAAGGAUUUAGACUGGAAUCAAAACGCAAGAAUAUCGUAUUUUUUAGAAGAAACACAAAUCAGUGCAUCCCCACUUUCAUCCUAUUUCUCAAUCAACUCUGAGACGGGUGUUCUCCAUGCAGUUCGGUCAUUUGAUUAUGAACAAAUCAAGCAGCUCACUUUUGUUGUGAAAGCGCAGGAUGGAGGCUCUCCUCCAUUAAGUAGUAAUGCUACUGUACAAAUCUUAAUCCGGGACCAAAAUGACAACGCGCCUCAGAUUUUGUACCCAGUGCAAACUGGUGGUUCAGUGGUGGCAGAGAUUGUGCCUCGUUCAACAGAUGUAGGCUAUCUCGUCACUAAAGUAGUUGCUGUUGAUGUGGACUCCGGACAGAAUGCCUGGCUCUCUUAUAAACUGCUAAAAGCAACAGACAGGGCGCUGUUUGAAGUGGGCGCUCAGAAUGGAGAAAUAAGAACUAUCAGACAGGUCACCGAUAAAGAUCCCGUUAAACAGAAGCUCACGGUUGUAGUGGAGGACAAUGGGCAGCCAGCACGUUCAGCUACAGUCAAUGUGAACGUGGCUUUGGCCGACAGCUUUCCUGAAGUGCUCUCGGAGUUCACUGAUUUUCAGCAGGACAAGGAGUACAACGACAACCUGACUUUUUAUCUAGUAUUAGCCUUGGCUGUGGUUUCAUUCCUUUUUAUAACGUCUCUUGUGGCCAUUAUAUCGGUGAAAGUGUAUAGAUGGAGGCAGUCAAGGACGUACUAUCAAUCCAGUCUCCCGGUCAUUCCAUACUAUCCACCGCGUUACGCAGACGGCACAGGAACUCUCCAACACGUGUACAAUUAUGACGUAUACAGGACUACUGAUUCUAGAAAAAGUGACUUUAAGUUCGGCAGACCCGAUAGUCAAAAUGUGUUGAUAAUGGACCCCAAUGCUACUGCAACUAUGCAGCGGGUUUACAGCGAGAAAAACAUCCUGGAUGAGCCUGAUUCACCAGAGGAGCAAAAGCCUCCUAACCAGGACUGGCGUUUCAACCAGAACCAGAGACCGGGACCUAGUGGGGCGGCCGCCACUCCUGAGGUUGCCGUAGGAACAGGACCAUGGCCAAACCCCCCGACCGAGGCCGAACAGCUCCAGGCUCUGAUGGCUGCCGCCAAUGGUGCGUCUCACACCUCCUCCCCUCCUCUCUACUCAUCCCCUCGCUCCUGUCUGCUCAUCUCAGAGGUGAGUGAGGCCACCAACACGCUGACCCCCGGCACCAUGGGCCUGAGCACCCGCUACAGCCCCCAGUUCACCCUGCAGCACGUGCCCGACUACCGCCAGAACGUCUACAUCCCCGGCAGCACCGCCACGCUCACCUCCAACCCCCAGCAGCAGCAGCAGCAGCAGCUGCAGCUCCAGCAGCAGAUGCUGCCCAACAUGCCCCCGCAGCAGGCCCUGCCUCCAGCCCAGGCCACUGGGCCCGACGGUGCCGCCGGUGGUGGUGCCCCCGGGGCCCAGUCCGAGCCGCCCAAGGCCGCCCAGACCCCUGCCAGCAAGAAGAAGUCCACCAAGAAAGAGAAGAAGUAGAGAAAGAGAGGCAGAGAGAUGGAUGGAGAGAGCGAGUGGAUAGAGAGUUGGAGGAAAAGAGGAGGCUACAGAAGGAGCCCUCUCUCUCUCUCUCUCUCUCUUCGUUUUUUGUUUUUCCUCAGCUGGCUUCUAUAAUCCUCUCACUGAUUGCCAUGUUAACCGAUAAGUACUCCGGUAAUAUCCAUGUACCAUGAAGGAUAGUAUUGUUUCCUUUUGUAAGGUUCCUUUUUUUUUUGUUUGUUUGUUUAUUUUUGACUGUCUCUGAAGUCUCUCUGAAUGUGUAUGGAAGUGAGUGUGAAAAGAAUUCGGGGAAGCUCAUAUUCAAUUUGGAUUCUGUUUUAUGUUAUGAUUCCUCAGAUUGCUUGUGUAUUGCUUGAAUGACUUUUCCUGUAUCUUAUAUAGGCCUGUAAGUAUAACACUAUUCUAUGUGGUGUUGGUUCUUGUCUGAUUCACUCUAAUGUAAGAAUGAAGGGAGGGAUUUCUGAUUAUAGAUGACAAUAAUGAUUUUUAAGAUCUUGGCUGUUUUUAUUUUUCAAAAGACACAAUAUCCUGUGUUGUGAUUCUUCUGUUGGAUUCCUUCACAUACACAAAGUGAUUUUGAAAUGUAUUUCAGGGGGUUUGGCUUUUUUGGUUUGUUUAUUUUUUCAAUCCCUGUUUUGCUAAGUGAAGAGUAGAUGCUUGUUUUGUGCCUAGAAAACCACUGUUGGAUAUUCCCCUUGAAAAAAAAACCACACACACUGAAAAGUUUGGCACAAGAGACUGACCUGUAGAUCUUAGAAACCAAGGCCGCAAUAUUUGCAUGAGUCAUUGAAUAAUCUUCCACAGAUGUAACCACGGACGAAACUAUGCAUUUAUUCAGACAGAGAAUGUUGUCUUUUUUUGGCAACUCCUUUGUCGAAUGCAUUUGUAGCACCAACCUGAACCGCUUUGAUGUGCAUAGUAUAGUAUAUUCAGCUAUAUCAUGCUUGCAUUUAUUUUCCCCCCUUCAAAGUCAUUAUAAAUUGAGCAUGAGCCCCAUGUGUCUUGGGUCUGAGUGAUUGGGAAAGGCCAUGUUGUUCUUUCCGUCACCACGACUACAGUCAGCCAUUUCCUGGCUGUUGGACUUUCAGGUGUAAAAUUUCCCCUCUCUCAAACCUCAAACUCACUGCAUAGUGUUGAACAGAGAGCCAAAUAAUUGAAGAUGCACUGUUGUAGGGAAGGAAGAUGUGGACUGGGACGCGUGAUUGAUCACCUAGUGAACGCUUUGUAGACACGUAGUAGUGAGUGACCCACUAUUGCCUCCACCUAAUGCGUAGGGAGCACUUUUACUUCUAGGGCCUGUGGUAGGUGGCCUAGUUAGGUUAUGGUAGUAAAUGGGGAGCCCUAUGCUCCAACCAUUCUAAAGAGUCUUUCUUUCCUUACCAUGAAACACGCUAGCUUGUUUGUUUGACCUUAAAAUGAACUGAGUUUUGUAGUGUGUAGGGAAUAAGCAAUGUGUAAUAAGACGGAGGGUUUUUUUUUUUCAUUGUCUAUUCCGUGUGGUGAAGGGGCAGCUUGUAUUGGAGGGUGAGGAGUGGAGGGAGAAAGAGCAGGCAGCUGUGCAGGGUACCUGGUAAGGGUGGUACACCUGGGGUACAUGGAAGAUGAGGACUUCACUUAAUGAAUGUACAGAAGUAACACUACCACUCUCAAAACACCCCCCUCUGCCCAAUCAGUGAUAUCGUCUAAAGGGGAACACUGACCAAUCACAGGCAAUAUUCAGUUCAUCCGUCCAGUGGUUAGAAAGGACAUACCACUCAGAGGGGUUGAAGAGGGGUGAAGGUAUUUCUGAGGCCUCACUCACUUUCGACCCCAGUUCAGUUCUGUUGCCCCGGCUCCCUCUGCACUGUUGCUGGUUUCCUCCCUUGCACACACCUGCACAGUCCCAGGUGAUGGUGAUGACUCUUUUCCCAGGUUGUAAAUAGCUAGCAGCCGCUACCGCUGUAAAGACUAGGCUGUUCUCAACUCCAGUGUCCGACCAGAUCUCCCUUUCCAGAUUCAGAGCCCGGUGUGAGUGGCUUACUACUGGAAUGUGUUACUUUGACUGUUUCUUUCUGUUUUGAUUGUUUGGUUUUCAGGAAAACGAGGAAAAAAGUGUAAUGGAAAAAAAAAUCUGAAUUGCUCUUCAAAAUAUGUGUUUGAAAUGUAGUAAUCUAUAGCACCACGAAGGCCAACUAACAAACACAACUGUAAAUAGAGAUUAACUUUGAAGGAAAAAUCAACAACAAAAAAAAUUGAGUGACACACAUGUAGUUUAGGUAAUCGUGAGCUGUAACGCGCAUAUUUUUUGUGUUCAUUUUUGUUUUCUGUUAAUGCCACUUGCUCCAUCACCUUGCUACGAAACAAAAUGAAACAAAACAAAAUGAAACCACAUCGUGUACAAUACCUUUCUAACCCUCUGUAAUCUCCUUCUGUUUCUUUUGUGAUUCCAGUUGUGCAUAUGUGCAAGAAUGCUUCUCAAUGUCUAUAUGAAGAAAUGAAAUAUAAAUAUUCUAUAUGUUUGUGUGUCUGCUGAUGGCGUAAUACUCUAUAUCCUGCUGUAAUAUUCUUUCUUAUAAGUCGCUUAGUCCCCUUCCCGGCUCCCUCCUCUGUGUUACUCUUAUUUUAUAUGCUAAUAUUUAUAUUUGCUGUUUUAUUUUCUCUUGAACACUGACAUUUCAAAUAAAAAGGUUCUGAAAUCA